CCAUUCUGUAUCCAACUCCAUCCUUCUCUCUGUAUCUCUCUCUCCUGUCCCUUUCUUUCGCUGGUCGGGAUUCGCCUACAAACCAUAAACGUGGUCUCUCCCCAACAGUACCACAUAAUAUGUACCAGACGGUUCUAUUUCGGUCACAGUCCCCGGUGUUUUUCAGUCUUAGCGGCGCUUAACCUAUCAGUGAUAUCUUGGCAUCGAAUGGCGUGUUUUCAGAUCCUGUCUCCUUCAUCUAGAAGCCCCUGAGACGUACGAUUUGUUCGACAUCCCUCCCAAAGCGCCCUAGCUGGCGCUUCUGGGCGACAUCGGUUACAUUACAGACGAUGGCUUGUUCGCCUUUCCUGAAGCUCAGCUUCGAGAGUUCCGAUCGUCUUUUUCCCUCUUAUGGUUCCCUGGAACCAUGAGCCUCAUCAUUCUACUUGGACGACAGUGAAAGACAAAAUACAAGGCUUCUCUGACACCAUCAACCAGAAACGAAUGCAACUGGGCCAACAGUUGGGCGUAUUUCAUAUUCAUGGACCAGACACGCUACGAUGUCUCCUCUAAUGUGACUGUUUUGGGUUGCACAUUAUACUCUAGGUUCGCCAAAAAUCAAGAAAAUGCGCGUCAGCUCUGGCCUGAAUUACUUUUUGCCACAUACAAGAUUGGACAGUUGAGGCCCACUGCACCGCUCAUGAAACUGACUGUACAUGGCUCAGCGACCAGAUCUCUCAUAUUUCUUAGUCGGAACCCCAUCGCAAGAUAACUAGUCGUAUUCAGUCAUCAUAGUCCAACCCUUGCAGCAGCAGCUGUUGACCUCCCCC
Aspergillus alliaceus is the source of this 809-nucleotide messenger RNA. RefSeq names its product Ser/Thr protein phosphatase superfamily. Lineage: Eukaryota; Fungi; Ascomycota; Eurotiomycetes; Eurotiales; Aspergillaceae. The coding region runs from base 521 to 751 and encodes 76 amino acids. The record is from RefSeq and is a predicted model, not a curated record. The transcript has a single exon.